AUGUACGACAAUCAUCACAAUCACCACAAUCACCACAAUCUUCAACCCCUACAACACGGCCCACCGCCGGACCUAUCCGUCAGUCACACCAUUGGGAGCCAACCGUUACUGUCAUCGACACAGACAUAUACGAACACAUCUCAAAUGAAUCCGUAUUACAAUACCAGUAAUCUCUUAAGAUUUGGAUCCGUCUCACAACUCGAUAGGAAUGCGGCGCUAUUCCCGUACCAGAACUAUAUGGGCGUCGGUAUGAAUAACCACCAGUGGAUUAAUCCAUACGAAAAUCCUUUGAGCACAUUAAAUGAUCUCACGCUGAAUAUAAUGAGCGCAUCGGUGGUCAACACAUCGGACUCUCGCAAACAGCGUCGGAGUCGCACAGCUUUCACGCACAACCAGUUGGCGGCACUCGAGUCCACGUUUAGCCGAACCCAAUACCCGGACGUGUCCACCCGCGAACGGUUAGCCCUAUUGACUCAUUUACCGGAAGCUAGGAUUCAGGUGUGGUUUAAGAAUAGACGCGCGAAGUAUAGGAAGACUAUGAAAGGAAUUGGCGUUCAUUUGAGUGGAGAAAAGUUAGAGAAAAGCGCGGCUCAGGAGUUGGACAAAAGCGAUGACCAGUGCUUUGAUCGCAAAUCCAAUGGAUUAGCAAAGGAUGAGGAAGUGAUUGUUGCGGACGAUAGGCUUCUCAUGAAAGGAGAAGCCAAUGAUAAGUUGAGUGAUAGACGAAAUGCAAGCGAUUCCUCAUAUAAUAUGCCAUCCAUUAUGUGGUCCUCACUCUUGUCAUCGAAGAUAAAUUCCUUAAACAUUCCGCGACAACAG
Molecule: messenger RNA, 819 nt
Organism: Oppiella nova
Lineage: Eukaryota; Metazoa; Arthropoda; Arachnida; Sarcoptiformes; Oppiidae
Source: the annotation of a GenBank genome assembly